AUGGCUAUAAAAAGCCUUCUGAUGUGUCACCAAGCGACAUUAGCAGAGCAAGGCAUCAUGCAGCGGACAGCAGCAGCUCUGAUCACCCUCUUCCUAGUGGCUUACAGCGAUGCCUCAGUUAUCAAAGAACUCACGACAGGAGAAGACCGAGCCCAAGUUCAGCUAUCGAGGAACCGCCUUUUCUCCGAUGCCAUAGAUCUCAAGGUGGAAGCCUUCGGUGAAGAAUACAGCCUUCGUCUUUUGCCUGCGACCUCUGUUUUAGUCGAAGAUUUCAGAAUGCAGCGAGCUACUCGAAGUAAAGAGGGCCAUUUAAUCAUAGAAGAUUUGAGAGUUGGUAGACCUAACUGUGUGUAUCAGGAUACAGCUCUACAGGCCUCACUUAUAGUGGAGGGGAACACAGUUGAUGGCUUCAUAACAUCAAACAUUGCCUUUAGACCUAACCCUGAUGGAACUCAUGUAGCCUACCAACCUUAUUUCCAGCCAUUUCCUAAAUCAUGGAAUGCGACUGCAGACUACAUGAAAGUACCAGAAAAUCUGAUUGAGCCUAGGAAUGUCAUUGCUGAUCUCAGAGCAGACGGAACGGUAUAUCCAGAGAUCUAUGUGUUAGUGGACAGUACCAUCUCUUCACUUUUGGGGGACCAUGGCAAAAUCCAAGAUUAUUUGUCUGUCUUUUGGAAUGCUGUCAAUCAGAGGUACGCAGGACUGAAAGACCCCCAGAUGAGACUUAGAUUGGCUGGUGCCCUGAUCAUUGACACCCCAGCUGAUGAACCUUUCAUCACAAAUAACAUUCUGUCAAAAGACUAUAUUUCAGGGGAAGGGACUCUGGACUCUCUUGGUGACUGGCUCUAUACAAGGGCUCAGCUGCCAAAGUAUGACAUAGCUUAUCUGAUGACAGGAAGAAACAUGGCUACGGUUGACUCUGGGGUGAUUCAGGAUGGCCUAGCUGGGAUAUCUUGGCAAGGGGGCGCUUGCCUGAUCUCAGAUGAAAUGCAGAGGUCUUUCAACACUGCAAUGGGGGAAGAUGUCGGUGCUGUUUAUUCAGGCGUCUUGACAGCUGCCCAUGAGGUUGCUCAUACUCUCGGUGUGCCCCAUGAUGGAGUUGAUGGAGCUGAGGGAUGCCCUUGGGAAGAUGGGUACAUCAUGAGCUAUGUAGCAGGCAAAUCUAACAAGCUGUUCUUCUCGCCUUGUUCACAGAGUCUGAUGAGGAGCUACCUGGCUUCUGCAGAAGCAGAUUGCCUGUGGGAGAAGACCUCUGUUGAUGCUAUAACCUUGUCCAACAAAUUACCCGGAGACAUCAUCACAUUGGAUGGGCAGUGCCAGAAGAUCACUGGGAACAGCACGGCUUAUGCGUCCAAGUCUGUGAGCGACGACUCGCUGUGUGUACAGCUGGUGUGCCAGUGGCAGGAGAAGAAGGGCAAUUCGGUCUAUGUUUACACCCAGUCGUCUGGGCAGCCUGCUGCAGAAGGCUCUGCCUGCCGGGGUGGAGGACGAUGCCUCAAUGGAAAAUGCCAAUAA
Macrobrachium nipponense is the source of this 1515-nucleotide messenger RNA. Its product is annotated as A disintegrin and metalloproteinase with thrombospondin motifs like. Gene Ontology annotation, molecular function: metalloendopeptidase activity. The record is from RefSeq and is a predicted model, not a curated record. Lineage: Eukaryota; Metazoa; Arthropoda; Malacostraca; Decapoda; Palaemonidae. Gene Ontology annotation, biological process: proteolysis. Bases 1 to 1515 code for a protein of 504 amino acids. The transcript has a single exon.